Molecule: messenger RNA, 1471 nt
Organism: Nematolebias whitei (Rio pearlfish)
Lineage: Eukaryota; Metazoa; Chordata; Actinopteri; Cyprinodontiformes; Rivulidae
Product: far upstream element-binding protein 3
Biological process (GO): regulation of DNA-templated transcription
Cellular component (GO): nucleus; cytoplasm
Molecular function (GO): mRNA binding
Source: RefSeq, a predicted model, not a curated record
GCGCGGCUAGCAGCGAAGCUAACGGUGGCGGUGAUGGCGGAGCUGCUGCAGGGACAGGCCUCGAUGAACCAGCCGGGGCUCCAGUCAGACGACCUGGUCGAUGUUUUACAGAGGGCCCGGCAGAUGGUGGGUAAGAUGGGUGGAGAAACCAUGUCCCACUUGAACAGCUCCUCAGGAAGUGGCGAGUCCACACUUUACUUUCCUGGCCAGAAACGACCAGGAGAGGACGGAGUAGGUAACCAGCUUCUAGCCAUGGCCCAUCAAAGCAGGGUGAUCACAGAGGAAUACAAAGUUCCUGACAGGAUGGUGGGCUUCAUCAUUGGCCGAGGAGGAGAACAGAUCACCAGGAUCCAGAACGAGUCGGGCUGCAAGAUCCAGAUUGCUGCUGACAGUGGAGGCCUGAUGGAGCGGCCAUGUUCGCUGACAGGAACUCCAGAGUGCAUCGAGCAGGCGAAGCGGCUGCUGGUCCAGAUUGUGGAGCGGUGUAGAAACGGUCCGGGUUUCCACGGUGACGGGGAGGGCGGGACCUCGGUGCAGGAGAUGCUGAUCCCGGCCAGCAAAGUGGGACUGGUGAUCGGCCGAGGAGGCGACACCAUCAAACAGCUGCAGGAGCGAGCCGGGGUGAAGAUGAUGAUGAUCCAGGACGGCCCGAUGCCAACGGGAGCCGACAAACCUCUCCGCAUCUCUGGAGACCCCUACAAAGUCCAGGCAGCCAGGGAGCUGGUGCUGGAGGUGAUCCGGGAGAAGGACGGAGACUUCCGGUCCGGACGCAGCGACUUCGGAGGCCGACUGGGCGGAGCCAACCUGGACGUCGCCGUCCCCAGGUUCGCCGUGGGCAUCGUGAUCGGCCGAAACGGAGAGAUGAUCAAGAAGAUUCAGAAUGACGCCGGAGUCCGGAUCCAGUUUAAAGCAGAUGACGGCAUCAGUCCAGAGCGUGUUGCCAUGGUGAUGGGUCAGCCGGAGCGCUGUCAGCACGCCGUCCACCUCAUCAACGAGCUCAUCCAGACCGCCCAGGAGCGGGACGGGUUCAGCUCCGGCCUGCGCAGCAGUCGGGUCAGAGGUCGCGGCGAUUGGGCGAUGGGCUCUCCCAGUCCUCUACAGGAAGUGACCUACACCAUUCCUGCUGACAAAUGUGGCCUGGUCAUCGGCAAAGGAGGAGAAACCAUCAAGAGUAUUAACCAGCAGUCUGGAGCUCAUGUGGAGCUGCAGAGGAACCCGCCGCCUUCCACCGACCCCAACACCCGGGUCUUCACCAUCAGAGGCACCGCUCAGCAGAUGGAAGUGGCCCGCCAGCUCAUAGACGACAAGAUCGGGGGUUCAGGGAUCAUCAGUAACGGAGGGUUUGGCUUCAGUCCCUUCACCCAGACCGCCGCGGCGCACCAGAACUGUGGCAGUGGACAGGCAUUUGUCACCGGAGUUUGGGGAAACACCUACCAGACGAGCUGGCAGAACCCGGGACAACAAGACCCAG